AACAAUUAGCUAUUGAAAUUGUUUUGUGUAAUUUGAGACCACCAAUGUUACCCGAAAUCCCGAGUAAAAUACAAGAUCUCAUAUAUAGAUGUUGGGAUGCUGAUCCUUCAAUAAGACCUAGUAUCGGAGAAAUUUAUAAUAUUGUUAAAGAUAUAUAUUGUGAGAUUCUUGAAAAUAAGGAAUUAGCUAUUGAAUAUGGGAAAAACCGAGCUAUAGUGACUUUCAAUACAAAUUUACAACAAGAAAAUUCUUAUCAUAGCAAGAUUGUUAAUUUAAAGCUUAAUAAUUCAGAACUACACAAAAAAGUCUCUGGUACAAGUGGUAUUAUCGAUUUCGGUCAGAAAUAUUCAGAACUACACAAGAAAGUUUCUGGUGCAAGUGGUAUUAUCGAUUUCGGUCAGCAAUAUUCAGAUCGAUACAAAAAGGUCUCUGGUACAAGUGGUAUUAUCGAUUUCAGUUAG
Molecule: messenger RNA, 461 nt
Organism: Cetraspora pellucida
Lineage: Eukaryota; Fungi; Glomeromycota; Glomeromycetes; Diversisporales; Gigasporaceae
Source: the annotation of a GenBank genome assembly